CAAAUAAUGACAUAUAGGUUAUGUUUUGAUAAACAAAGGAAACUGACACGCUUAUUUACAUUGUUGUUUACACCCUUUGCAUGUUAUUAUUUAAUUUUUAAGAGUUUUAAUUAAUUAUAAUUUUACUUACAAUGUCACUGCCACCUAAAAUAAGAAAAUUGGAUGAAGUCGUAGUAAAUAGAAUUGCAGCUGGAGAAGUAAUUCAACGACCGGCAAAUGCUUUGAAAGAACUAAUUGAAAACUGUUUGGACGCGAAAGCUACGAAUAUACAAAUUACAGUCAAGGAAGGUGGCAUGAAACUAUUGCAGAUUCAGGAUAAUGGAACCGGAAUUCGAAAAGAUGACAUGGAAAUAGUUUGUGAAAGAUUUACGACAAGUAAAUUGGAGAAAAUUGAAGAUUUACAAGCAUUAACUACUUAUGGAUUUCGGGGAGAAGCUUUGGCUAGUAUUAGUCAUGUGGCACAAUUGACUAUUACUACUAAAACAAUGGAAGAAAAAUGUGCCUACAAAUGUUCUUAUUGCGAUGGUGCAUUAAAAGCUCCACCAACUUAUUGUGCUGGAAAUCAAGGCACUACAAUAACGGUUGAAAAUUUAUUUUACAAUGUACCAACCCGGAGAAAAGCCUUAACAAGCGCCACAGAAGAAUUUUCCAGAGUUGCCGAAGUUGUGACAAAAUAUGCUGUACACAAUCCUUCGAUUGGUUUCAGUUUAAAGAAACAUGGAGAGACAAAUACACACGUAAAAACACCGCAUUCAUCGACGAAAGCGAAUAAUAUUCGAUUACUUUACGGCAAUCAAGUGGCUCGUGAACUCCUCGAAAUUGAACUGAACGAUGAGAAGCAUAAUUUUAAAUUACAUGCGUUAAUAACAAAUCCAAAUUAUUCCAACAAAAGAUUAGUAUUUCUUCUCUUUAUCAAUCAUCGUUUAGUAGAUUCAUCAAUGCUGAAAAAAAUGUUAGAAGAUCUUUAUUCCGUGCAUUUACCGAAAAAAACACAUCCCUGGUGUUACAUAUCACUGGAAAUUGAUCCCCACAAUGUGGACGUUAAUGUUCAUCCAACAAAACAUGAGGUACGCUUUCUCCACGAGGACUCGAUAAUUGAAAAAAUAAAAAUUGCCCUAGACGAAAAACUCUCCGGUGUCAGUGGAACAAGAACGUUUUACAUGAAAUCAAAACUACCAAAUGUCGACGUCACUAAAGAUGUUCUAAAAGAAGUAUUACCCGAUUACGAUUCACAAAGAACCGAGAAAACCAAAAAACCAUAUGCUCACGAAAUGAUACGAACAAAUUCAUCGGAUCAAAAAUUGGAUAAAUUCAAUUUCAGCAUUAAUUCUGGUAGUAAAAAUAAAAAUCUAUCUAUGGACAAAUCGAAAGAAACUGAAGAAGCUCAGAUUGAGAAACAAGGUGAAAAAGAAAGAGAAAAAAGAAAAGAAUCCGAAAAUACGGAAAGUGAUCGAAAUAUUGUAGAAAUUCAAAAUAUUCAAAAGAUUCAAGAAAUUCAAGAAAUUCAAGAUCCUCAAGACGAAACGAUUCUACGUUCAGAGGUGUCAAACAAUUUAGAGGAUUACGCAAUGCAAGAGGAUAAUUCAACCUGUUUUAUGCUUUCCGAUUCAGACGAAUCGAUUGCAGAUGUGACGAAGACUAAUAAAACCGUUGAUAUGGAACUUGAAUCGUCCGAUAGUAGUUUGAUAGCAAAUAAAGCUCUCGAAAGAAUAUAUAAACAUUGGGGUGGUGCACCAAAACCGAAGGAAAAUGACGAGAGUGUAAAAAAGAAUUCGUCAGACAUUGAAAAAUCGUGUGACAAUGAUGGAAAGGAAAAUGAAACCGAGGAGAAAAGCGAGGAUAAACAAAAACAAAAAGAAACAAUAGUGAAGGACGAUUGUAAUCGUGAAAAAUCGUCAGACUUGGAAUUUAAAUCAUAUUCCGUAAAUGAUUUCAGAAGGGAAGUGAAAUUAAAAAGUAUUCUCAUGUUGAGAAAAAAAGUCGAAGACAAUUAUCACGCUGGUCUUCGUGAGAUUUUGUCAAAUUUAAUAUUCGUCGGUUGUAUUGACGAAGGUUUUUCUCUCAUUCAAAGUGGCAUCAAUUUGUAUAUUUGCAAUACUCAAAAUCUUGUGGAAGAAUUAUUUUACGAAAUUAUGCUCUAUGAUUUUGCUAAUUACGGUGUUAUAAAAUUCUCCGAACCGUUGCCAAUUUACGAUCUGGCAAUGUUGGGUCUCGAGACAAAAGAUGCCGGAUGGACCGAAGAAGAUGGCAAAAAGGAAGAUUUAGCGAAAAGCGUAGAAGAACUACUUUUGGAAAAAGCCGACAUGAUGAAGGAAUAUUUUUCAAUUGUUAUAGACAAAAAAGGAAAUCUAAAGUCUCUGCCAAUACUAUUAGAUCAGUAUUAUCCAAACGAAGCCGGAAUUCCCCUGUUCAUACUGCGAUUAGCGACCGAAGUCGACUGGAAUGUUGAGCAAACAUGCUUUCAGAAUAUUUGUCGAGAAACUGCAAAACUUUACAGUCAAAUUGACACCGAGUCAGAUACGUACGAUUGGAAGCAUGUGACUGAACACAUUUUAUACAGCGCAAUAAAAGAAAGUUUACUUCCACCAAAUCAUUUUGCGCACGAUUCAACAUUACUUCAAUUAGCAUCAUUAUCUGAUUUAUACAAAGUAUUCGAACGUUGUUAAUUUUAUCGACAAAUAAAAUAUUUGUUUUUUUUAUUAA
This is a messenger RNA of Leptopilina heterotoma, 2703 nucleotides long. RefSeq names its product DNA mismatch repair protein Mlh1 (gene Mlh1). The transcript is spliced from 9 exons. Gene Ontology annotation, cellular component: MutLalpha complex. Bases 132 to 2666 code for a protein of 844 amino acids. Gene Ontology annotation, biological process: mismatch repair. Lineage: Eukaryota; Metazoa; Arthropoda; Insecta; Hymenoptera; Figitidae. Gene Ontology annotation, molecular function: ATP hydrolysis activity; mismatched DNA binding; ATP binding. The record is from RefSeq and is a predicted model, not a curated record.